Closterium sp. NIES-65 is the source of this 2733-nucleotide messenger RNA. NCBI's taxonomy places the organism in Eukaryota, Viridiplantae, Streptophyta, Zygnematophyceae, Desmidiales, Closteriaceae. The record is from the annotation of a GenBank genome assembly.
AUGCCUCCCGUGGUGAUGUCCGAAGGACCCUGUAACACGAGAGCGAGAAGCUUUAAAGCGAGGACAGGCGAGCACGAGCUCCUUGAUGGGCUGAAGCAGCGAUGGAGAGGCCUCGGCGCCGACAAUAACGAGUUCCAAAAUGACGGCUUGCAAUGUGCUGGUUACCACAUCGCGAAGCACGACGAGGAAAACGCGAUCGCACGCGCGGGAAUCACGGACCGAAGCGCUGCGAUAAGGAGAACCUGCAGCGAAGCUGCGGCUCAGCUUCACGCCGCACUACCCGGCGACGGUUCCUCCGACAUCCUCCGUCGAGAGGCUCGUACCGCGGUGGUCGAUCCGUCUCCGUCUACGUCUGCUCCAUCCGCGGGUGAAGUCCCUCCGCCGUUCAAGCCAUGGAGAACGAGCCGGCAUCCAAACCAAAAGCGGCCGACUCAGCACGGUAGUGUGGAUCAGCGACCGCCGCUGGCGCAGCAGCCGUGUCGGCUGAAGCACUAUCAACCCGAUGAGCGUCGUCUGUACGAACAGCAGCCACUAGAGACUCAGCAGCAGCAGCAGGAGUUGCGGCGGAUAGGCGUGUCAGGACCCCGGUCCCUCUACAGGAGCGAAAGCGCGUUUCCCGCGCUUUUUCUCGAGCAGAUUGACGGCGACAGCGCUGACAGACCGUCGGAUCAUGCUGACGUGGCGGGCGGCCUUGGUGGCCGUCAGCAAUUGGAGGAGAGUGUCGGUCGCACGGUGUCGCUCGAGCAGUCCGCCCUCGAGGCCCUCGCAGCGCCGUUCAAAGUUCCCCACACCCCUCCGCGCGCGUUGGUGCGGGAGACAGUCUCUACAGUGGAGCUGAGCGCGCGGGGGGACGCGGGGAGCUAUGCAGGGGGAAUAUUGGGGGAAGAGGGGGACGGCGCGGAGGAGGGGGAGCGGGAGUUCACGCGGCACGUGUUGGGGCGGCCGUACGCGGAGCUUGAGGCGCGGUAUGAGGUGGCGGAGGGGGAGCUGGGGCGGGGGAAGGUGGGCGUGCUGCGCGCGUGCAGGUGCCGCGCGACUGGGCGGCAGUUCGCGUGCAAGACCAUCAGCAAGGCCGCCAUGAUUGUGAGUGCCAUCGUUAGUGUUAGUGAUAGUACAUUUCCCAUUGCUCGCAUCGCGUGCAAGGCCAUCAGCAAGGCCGCCAUGAUUGUGAGUGCCAUCGUUAGUGUUAGUGAUAGUACAUUUCCCAUUGCUCGCAUCGCGUGCAAGGCCAUCAGCAAGGCCGCCAUGAUUGUGAGUGCCAUCGUUAGUGUUAGUGAUAGUACAUUUCCCAUUGCUCGCAUCGCGUGCAAGACCAUCAGCAAAGCCGCCAUGAUUUGUGAGGCGGAGUGUGACGAGGUGCGGAGGGAGGUGCAGAUGAUGCAGCGCGCGCGCGGGCACCCGCGCAUAGUCAGCAUGCACGAGGCGCUCGAAGACGCGCGCGCCGUCCACAUCAUCAUGGAGCUCUGCCACGGUGGCGAGCUCUUCCACCGCAUCGUGACACGUCAGCGCUACAGCGAGCCCGCGGCCGCCAGCGUGGCGCGCCAGCUGGCGUCGGCGCUGGCGUUCCUGCACGCACGGGGAGUGGCGCACCGGGACGUGAAGCCGGAGAACAUUCUGCUGUGCUCGCGCGCGGACGACACAAGCAUCAAGCUCACCGACUUUGGGGCCGCCGCGCUGCUGCUGCCUGGUAUGUGUUCCUCCCCACCCAUUUCCCUCCGCCCAUUCCCCUCCGCCCAUUCCCCUCCGCCAUUCCCCUCCGCCAUUCCCCUCCGCCAUUCCCCUCCGCCAUUCCCCUCCAUCAAUUCCCUCUCCAAUCACCGGGAUGUGAAGCCGGAGAACAUUCUGCUGUGCUCGCGCACUGACGACACGAGCAUCAAGCUCACCGACUUUGGAGCCGCCGCGCUGCUGCUGCCUGAUAGGUGUUUCACCCCACCCAGUUCUCUCCACCCAUUCCCGUCACCCCAUUCCCCCCUACCCCAUUUCCCUCACCUUAUUCGCCUCCGCCCACUCUCCAUUCCCCCUUCCCGCCCAACCUCUCCUCCCCUCCCAUUGCCUUCCGCCCAUUCCCCUCUUCAUAUCCUCUCCACCAUCCCUCUCCAACCAAGCCCUUUCCCCCAUCCCGCUCCAGCCCAUCCCCCGCCAUCCAUCCCCCACUCCCCAUUCCCCUUGGUAUCCACCCCUCACUACCCUCGCACAAUGCAUAGAGCCAGCACACAGUGCACCGAGCGAGUGGGCUCGCCCUACUACUUAGCCCCUGAGGUGCUGACAGAACAGUAUGGGUUGCAGGCGGACGUGUGGAGUGCAGGGGUGGUGCUCUUUGUCCUGCUCUUGGGCUCGCCGCCCUUCUUCUCCCCGUUCACCUGUGCCUGUUUCUUUCUCCCCAAACCCGCUGCACACCCCUUCCCUCCAGGCACACAGUGCACAGAGAGGGUAGGCUCGCCCUACUACUUAGCCCCUGAGGUGCUAUCAGAGCAGUAUGGGUUGCAGGCGGACGUGUGGAGCGCGGGGGUGGUGCUCUUUGUGCUGCUCUCCGGAUCGCCACCCUUCUCUGGCCGCUCCAACGACGAGAUCUUCCAGGCCGUCCGAUGCAAGGAGAUCGACCUCGCGAGCAAGCCCUGGCCGUCGAUCUCGGAGGGAGCGAAGGAUCUCGUCCGUCGGAUGCUCACGAGGGACCCUGAGGCGAGGAUCACCAUGAAAGAAGUGCUCGGUGAGUGGGUGGGCUGCUUAGGGUAG